This is a messenger RNA of Pistacia vera, 2193 nucleotides long. RefSeq names its product phosphatidylinositol glycan anchor biosynthesis class U protein-like. NCBI's taxonomy places the organism in Eukaryota, Viridiplantae, Streptophyta, Magnoliopsida, Sapindales, Anacardiaceae. The coding region runs from base 456 to 1847 and encodes 463 amino acids. Gene Ontology annotation, biological process: protein localization to cell surface; attachment of GPI anchor to protein. The record is from RefSeq and is a predicted model, not a curated record. The transcript has 14 exons. Gene Ontology annotation, cellular component: GPI-anchor transamidase complex; membrane.
GUGUUAAAAUGAAACAAUUCUAUGUGUUACAAAAUGAAAAAUAAUAAAUAAUAUUACUGAAAAAUCUAGAAGAGUAGAUAAUUUAAAAAUAAUUUUUUUUAUUUAAUUUAAUUUUGAUGGUUUUGAGUUUUGACACUUUUAAUUUAAUUUUUACUUAAUAUUUGAACUGAUUAUUCUUCAUGAAUUUUAUCUUGAUCAACUCCUUGGUGUAAAGGAAAUCGUUCAUGAGAGGGAAAGGAGGACACAACACAACGCACAACAAUGGCAAGCAAGAGAUACAUACACCAAUAAACCUACACCAUAGCUAUUAACGCAACACCACCCGGUUUUGCGUUAAUUUUAUUCUCAUCUUCAAGCUGUUUUCCACAGCUCCUGGAACCUCAAUUCUCCAGAAACCACACACUAAAAACCCUCACCAUAACACCCACAAACAACUGAUUUAGUACAUUUCAACAAUGGAGACGAAGGUAGAAGAGAAGCGCAACAAAAUCUACAAAAUGUCGUCGUUUUUAGUUUGGGUCAUAGCUUCAGUGAUUUUCAGGCUAAUUUUAAUUUACUUCCCAAAAAAUCUCAACUUAUCUUCUCGUCCCGAAGUCUCCACUCCUCUCACCAGCAUACGUCGUCUGGCGGAGGGAUACUGGCUAAAGCAAUCAUCAAUGUCUCCAUAUGCAGGUUCAAUGUAUCAUGGUUCUCCUCUGUUACUUUCUGUGCUUGGGCCGCUUACCGUUAAAAGAAUUGAAAGGCAACCCGAUCAGCUUCUAUGCAGUUUGCUUUUUGUGCUUGCAGAUGUCAUGAGUGCUAUGCUUCUUCGUGCUACCGGUCAGAAUCUUCAGGCAGCAUAUACUCAAAGAUUGAAAUCCCUAGAACUUCAUGAACUGUCAAAAAAUUCAGAGAUUUUUUCUUCUGGAGAUAUUGCCGCUCUUGUGUACUUGUGGAAUCCUUUCACAAUAGUAGCCUGUGUAGGUUUGUCCACAUCACCAAUUGAAAACCUGGCCAUCAUAUCAUCUCUCUAUGGAGCAUGUAAAAGACUGCCUCCCUUGGCUGCUUUUGGGUGGGUUAAGGCUACUCAUCUAUCUCUUUAUCCUGCAAUUUUAAUUAUUCCGUUGAUUAUUUUACUAGGAUAUGGUCCAGAUGCUCCUCCUAGUAAAUUGUUCCUUCAAAGUAGAUGCAGCAAAGGUGGAGAUAAUCCCUUAAGUAGUACAUCUUGUCAACAGGAGGAACUGACCUUCUCAGGGAAACCAGUCAUUCAUUUUUUGUUGUGGAUUUCUGUCUGGUCUGUCUAUGUGCUUAUUCUUUGUGGCAUAUCGGUUCAACAGAAUGGUGGUCUGCUGGAGAUGUUUAAAAGUACAUACGGGUUCAUCCUCACUGUGGAAGAUUUGUCUCCAAACAUGGGUGUUUUGUGGUACUUCUUUGCUGAAGUUUUUGAAUUUUUCAGAAAUUUCUUUUUGAUAGUAUUCCAUGUGAAUAUUCUAUUCAUGGUAUUGCCAUUGGCCAUACGGCUGAACCACCGACCUUGCUUCUUGGCUUUUGUGUACAUUGCUAUCUCAUCGAUGCUUAAAUCUUAUCCUUCAGUUGGCGAUUCAGCUUUAUAUUUGGGUUUGCUAGGUUGGUUUGUUUUUGAAUUAGCAGAUAUGCAAUUCUCCUUCUUCCUCUUUUGCGGAUAUGUCGGAGUUUCCCUUCUCAGCCCUGUUAUGCACAAUCUAUGGAUAUGGAGGGGUACUGGCAAUGCAAACUUCUAUUAUGCAACUGGUAUGGCUUUUGCUUGCUUUCAGAUUAUUCUGGUGGUCGAGAGUGUAAGUGCAAUACUCAAGCACGACAGGACAUUGAGAAAGUUGUCCGUCACGUAAUCUUGAGAUGUUGAAUUUUUAUUAGUUCUUGCUACUAUACCUGGUAUAGUUCUUACCACUCAUCAGAGAUCCUCAACAACGUCAAGCCACGGGGUGUUACCAUUCUUACUUUCAAACGGAAAGUUAAUUAACUCAUCCCCUUGAAAAACCUGUUUGUACGUUUUUUAUGUAACGCUCAACAUAAUCGAUUAUCAAUUGUCAGUUAACAGUAGUGCUUUACAGUUUUGAUUUGCUGUACUUCUUGUUAUGGGUGUCCAAAAAAAUGCUGAAACUGGUUAAUCGGUUAUCCGAAAAACCUAUUUGGUUUUAGUUCAAAGAAAUAUAAAAACUGGUUUUCUUUUGAUUA